AUCACAUAGUACGAGUACUGACUGUUGCUUUUAAAUCUUUCAGUAAAUGUCAUUCAUAAUAAAGUGUCUCAUUGAUUCGUCUAAUGUUAGAGCUAACCGUUGUCUAAAUGGAUAUUUUGACAUUUGUGAAUCAAUUUUUAUUAGAGACUGAAAUUAUAACAGCUUGACCGCUUUAUUCAUUGAACCGUUUGGACUAAAUCUCAAGUUGAUAAUAUUAUGAUUUGAAUUGAAGAGGAGAAGAGCUGAAUGUGACGCGAAGAAAACGACUUGAUGACGAUAAAAAAAGAGAAUCAACAAAGAAGAGAAAUUCAGAUUAAAAAGAAGGAAAAGCAGCGCGACGUCCAAUUUAAUUUCGGUCAAUUAAAAACAUUAAAAGAAAAAACGAUGGCAAGACCAAUUUUGUGCACAGCACUUUUGAUUAUUGCCAUUACAAAUUACAUUGACAUUGUCGAAUCAUCGACUCGACAUGACAAUUUGAUAGAUAGAACGGAUCGACCAAUAAUUGGAGUGCUAGCGCAAGAGAUAUCAUGGAAAUUAGAUGCGAUAUGGCCAGGAGUCUAUAACAGUUAUAUAGCAGCAUCCUAUAUUAAAUUUGUUGAAGGUGGAGGAGCCAGAGCAGUGCCCAUUUGGAUUGGUAAACCUCGAUCGUACUAUGAGAUCAUGCUGAAAAAGCUUAAUGGCGUUUUGUUGCCCGGUGGUGGAACAUUGUUCAAUCAAAGUCAUGGCUAUUCCGAUGCUGGUAUACACAUAUACGAUAUUGCGAAACGCAUGAAUGACAAUGGCACAUAUCUUCCAUUGUUUGGAACAUGUCUAGGCUUUGAGUUAUUAUUAUUCGCAUCAAAUGAAAAUGAAGAAUAUCGAACCUAUUGUUCGUCGCAGCGACAAUCAUUGCCACUAAAUUUUACGAAAGAGUUCAAAGAUAGCCGAAUAUUUGGAACAGCACCAGAGCACAUAAUUAAUAUACUAAAAAAAGAACCAGUUACAUCCAAUUUUCAUUCGUAUUGCGUCACACCCAAGGAUAUGAUUGACUACGGUUUGGACAAAACAUGGAAGUCACUAUCAACUAAUUUAGAUGAAAAUGGAUUGGAAUUCAUUUCAAGUAUUGAACACAAACAUUACCCAUUCUACGGUGUACAAUUUCAUCCGGAGAAAAAUGUGUAUGAGUGGAUUCGAAAUCGAAAUAUUACACAUACUAUGGACUCAAUUAUAUCAUCGCAGUAUUUUGCUAUGUUUUUCAUCAACGAAUGCCGCAAGAAUGGAAAUCAUUUUAAUGGGCUAAAUGAAGAGAAUCAAGCGCUGAUUUAUAAUUUUCCGGUUACAUAUACCGGUAUCCAAAAUUCAACAUUCGUACAAACUUAUCUGUUCAAAUGUGAUGUAGACUAUCCAGAUAAUCGCAAAAAAAGAAAUUAUUACAAUGUACAUCUUGUUUAAUCGACGAUGACAACGUGCCAAAAUCAAAACAAUGAAUAUUCUAUUGAUGAUAUUUUGAUUUAAGAAUUUUAAUGAAUCUCCAAAUUAAACUUAAUUAAACACUCAA
Messenger RNA from Contarinia nasturtii (swede midge), 1537 nucleotides. Its product is annotated as gamma-glutamyl hydrolase-like. The transcript has 7 exons. Gene Ontology annotation, cellular component: vacuole. Gene Ontology annotation, molecular function: gamma-glutamyl-peptidase activity. The record is from RefSeq and is a predicted model, not a curated record. Bases 271 to 1431 code for a protein of 386 amino acids. Lineage: Eukaryota; Metazoa; Arthropoda; Insecta; Diptera; Cecidomyiidae. Gene Ontology annotation, biological process: tetrahydrofolylpolyglutamate metabolic process.